AUGAGUAGUCUAGUGAAACAUAUCAAAAAGAUUGAUUUUUUUGGUGCUCCUUUAGUGUAACAUAUCGAUAAGGAAUAGUCCAUUUAUAAAAGUAUAUUAGGAGGAAUUAUUACAUUUUUAAUUUGUUCUGUAAGCCUAUUUUACACAGUUUGGGUCAUAUAUUUAUGGCAUACAAAUCAAUUUAGCCCUAAAAUAUCAAGUUCAGUAUAUGUAUCAAACUUUUCAUUGUUGGACUUUAACUACGACUUAAUCAAACUAUGUUUUUAUAAAUAUGAUGAGAAUAUGAUAGACCCAUUUGAAACUAAAGUUCUUCUGCCAUUAAUCACUUAUACUGAAAAUUAUACAUACACUGAAACUAAACUGUUAAGUUUAUCGAAUGAAACCUCUUAUUAUGGAAAUAAAUUUAUAAUUCCUUAAAUAAGAUUAGGAUUCACCAAUUUCAAUAAUAUUUUAAUUACAACAUCUGAAACGUACAUCUAAAUCGUAAGAUGUACACCAGAGCUCUUAGUAGAAGGAGAACAAUGUGCAUCUGAAGAAAUCAGCAAUAAGUUUUUUAGUUAAGCUUAGAACAUAAUCAUAAUGUAGAUCAAAUACAAACAAAUAAAUUCAUAAGAUGGUUCAAUAGAAUCAAGUAUUUAAGAAUUCUUUGUGUCAAUAGAAUAACUGAAUUGUUAUACUUUAAAUACAUUUCUUCAAAGUAGCUUUUAUGAAGUAAAAGAUUCAAUUCUUUUUGGAUCACCUAAGCAAUUAGAGUAUGUAAAUGGAGCUUUGAUCUAACCAUAAACUAAUACAAUAUAAUAUUGUAAAUAAGCUUUUGGUGUUGAAACUUAUGCUUCUCUUUAUGUGGUUAUGAAAGGAAACCAGAUUAAAACCAUUCUAGAGUAUCCUAAUGCAGGCGAUUUGUUAGCUAAUAUUGGUUCAAUUGUUUCACUUUUAUUUAUGUUUAGGCACAUUAUUGUUUUCUUUAAUUCUUAUUUUUUGAAUGAAAAAAUAAUCCAUGACAUGAUUACUUAUUAUUAUCCUUAAUUUUCUAAAUUACAAAUUUAAAAAAAUUGGAAGAAUGACAUCAUUAAAGUUACUCUUUAACAUUAAUAACUUGAUUUAAAUGAAUAUAAAAAAUUUUAUAAGGAUAUAAGAUUGAAAAUAGAAACAAAGCUAACCUACGUAAAUAUGCUCUAUGAAAUUUCAAGGAUGUAUAUUUUGAUUCGUUCAAAUAAACCUUAGAGUGAUAUAAAAAAAUGUCAUUCUAUAGGUGUAAAACUUGGGCAUUUAAGAUUAACUACCUUAGCAAUAGACCCUUUAAGUAAAGUUGAACCACACUCAAAAGAAUAAGAAGAUUAAACACUUAAUGAUGAAGAUAUUGGAAUUCUAUCUUUACAAGAAAGAAAAAAAUAAUUUAAAAUAAAUAAUAUAGUUGAUGAAGAAUUGGAGAUGCUGGAUUUUUAUGACAUAAAUAGAAUUUAAUUAUGA
This is a messenger RNA of Paramecium sonneborni, 1470 nucleotides long. NCBI's taxonomy places the organism in Eukaryota, Ciliophora, Oligohymenophorea, Peniculida, Parameciidae. The record is from the annotation of a GenBank genome assembly.